Molecule: messenger RNA, 1452 nt
Organism: Colletotrichum lupini
Lineage: Eukaryota; Fungi; Ascomycota; Sordariomycetes; Glomerellales; Glomerellaceae
Product: beta-xylosidase
Exons: 5
Coding region: 1-1452 (483 amino acids)
Source: RefSeq, a predicted model, not a curated record
AUGAUAGAGACGCGACAGAUGCUUCGCGGUGGGACAACGUAUGAUCCGAUCCACGUUCUUCUCCUUGACUCAUCUAACUCAGUUCUCGGGUCCAAGAUUAUCUUCAAGGCGCAAGAUCCUUUUAAUCCGGAAUCUUGGACCGACGCGGUACAUUUUGAGUUUGAAGGAUACGAUACAGAGCCAUUUUGGGACGAUGAUGGUAAGACAUACAUCAAUGGUGCCCACGCCUGGAAGAUCGGACCGUGGAUUCAACAGGCGGAGGCCGAUCUCAACACCGGGAAAGUCGGCGAAUGGAGAACUAUCUGGAAUGGCACAGGCGGCAUGGUCUGUGAUGAGUCCUCUGGAGACUUCCUCAGGGCUGACAUGGGAACAGGCACCCGAAGGACCACAUAUCUAUCCAAAGCGCAAAGAGUGCUCUCUUUCCAAGUUGGCUCUCCAGACGAGGCUAACGGAGAUCAGUUCAAACUGUCGGACACGCAGAUCUAUUUCAAGAUGCCUCUGGGAAUUGGGUCAGAAUGGCGCAACUUUCCAAUGGGCCGAGAGACUGUCAUGACUUCGGUGACGUGGAACGAGGGGAAAUGGCCAUACUUUACCCCCGUCGAAGGGAAGAUGAGUGGCUGGGAGAUGCCGCUUGAGAAUAUGGAUAUUGAAGGCCCCGGGUACGUAUUACAUCUUUUCCCUCUCAAGAAGACUUCUGCUAACCAAGCUAGCCCAUGGAUCUCACUGGGAGAAAUUGAAGGCGACGCGUUUGACUUCUCUCCGAAUUCGACCCUUCCAGCUCACUUCACGUAUUGGCGGUAUCCGAUCGAAAGCUCAUACAUAGUUUCACCGCCUGAGAAGCCCAACAGCUUACGUCUGAUACCCUCCAAACUCAACCUCACCGCUCUAAAUGGGAACUACGCGGGUCCCGAUGGCCAGACAUUCAUUGGAAGAAGACAGCAAGACACGCUCUUCUCUUAUAGCGUCGAGCUUGACUUCCAACCAACCGAGGAGGAGGAAGAGGCCGGGGUUACGGUGUUUCUUACGCAGAACCAUCACCUCGAUCUCGGCGUUGUCUUGCUGCCCGCGAGCGCAAGUACGCAGGCCUUCCCUGGCCAGAAUUUGACGACGGGGGGAAAUCCGACUGAUCUCAAGCUUCAAUUUCGGUUCCGAGCUAUGUCGUAUGUUGCUGUUCCCACUGAUAUCGUGGCACCAGUACCGGAGGACUGGCUUGAUAAACCACUCAGAUUGGAGAUUCGGGCUGUCAACAUGACACAUUACUCGUUCUCUGCUGGGCCAGCUGGGUCAGCUUUCCAGACCAAGACUCUUCUCUACGCCUCCAACGAUGCGGUUAGUUGGGGUUUCACAGGUGUAUUCCUCGGGGUGUAUUCGACUAGCAACGGGAGGACAGGAAAUACGCCUGCUUAUAUCUCAAACUGGAAUUACACCCCCGAGGUGCAGUUCAGAGAUUGA